Bactrocera tryoni is the source of this 660-nucleotide messenger RNA. Its product is annotated as zinc finger HIT domain-containing protein 1. Bases 27 to 491 code for a protein of 154 amino acids. Gene Ontology annotation, molecular function: nucleosome binding. The record is from RefSeq and is a predicted model, not a curated record. The transcript has a single exon. Gene Ontology annotation, cellular component: Swr1 complex. Gene Ontology annotation, biological process: chromatin remodeling. Lineage: Eukaryota; Metazoa; Arthropoda; Insecta; Diptera; Tephritidae.
CCAAUCUACUUUACAAAGCAACAAUCAUGACCGGACGCGAGUCCAAUCGUAUAAAAGAUGCGGAGAAGAAACGUGUACUUGAUGAAGCUGCUCGACAACGGCGCGCACGCAAGGCGCUUGAAGCGCUCGAACAAGAUAAUUUCCACGAAGAUCCACAUGCAGAUUUGGUGAUGUCAAAGAAAUUGCCGAAAUUUCAAGAUGGUAUCAAAAACACUAAAGAAAAGAAGAGCAAACGUAAAGGUGCCGAAUACUAUAGGGCGAAGUAUCGUAAAAAUUUUCCACAGCUACUUGAAGAAUGCAAGCAGAAUUCUACGGAUGCACCAAACUAUUUGAAUGCUUUGGCACCCGCACCAAAUAAGCCUCCACGACGGUUUUGUGCUGUUUGUGGCAAUUUUUCAAAAUACACUUGCACUGCGUGCGGCACACACUACUGCUGCAUUCGUUGUCUGGGCACACAUCAGGAUACACGUUGCCUCAAAUGGACCGCUUGAAGUAUAGAAUUUAAUUGGAUUAUUAUUUUAGAAUUAUAAUUGCGUAAACUCAUUUUUACAUACAUUAUAACAAUAAUUUGUUUAACAAGGGUAAAAAUCUAUGGUUUUAUGAUUUUACUAUGCGUUAUGACAAGUUGUGAGUGCCCUAAUACAUUGGUCUUUUAUAAUG